This is a messenger RNA of Acomys russatus (golden spiny mouse), 429 nucleotides long. RefSeq names its product gastric inhibitory polypeptide (gene Gip). Gene Ontology annotation, molecular function: hormone activity; glucagon receptor binding. Gene Ontology annotation, cellular component: extracellular region. The transcript is spliced from 4 exons. The record is from RefSeq and is a predicted model, not a curated record. Bases 1 to 429 code for a protein of 142 amino acids. Lineage: Eukaryota; Metazoa; Chordata; Mammalia; Rodentia; Muridae. Gene Ontology annotation, biological process: regulation of fatty acid biosynthetic process; response to starvation; regulation of insulin secretion.
AUGGUGGCUAUGAAGACCUGCUCUCUGCUGCUGGUGCUCCUGUUCCUGGCAGUCGGGCUGGGAGAAAAAGAAGAGGUUCAAUUCCGAUCCCAUGCUAAGGUUGGUGGCCCCCGACCUCGGGGCCCAAGGUAUGCAGAGGGGACUUUCAUCAGCGAUUAUAGCAUUGCCAUGGACAAGAUCCGCCAGCAAGACUUUGUCAACUGGCUGCUGGCUCAGAAGGGGAAGAAGAGUGACUGGAAACACAAUAUCACCCAGAGAGAGGCCCGGGCCUUGGAGCUGGCAGGCCAAUCUCAGAAGAAUGAGGAGACAGAGGCGCAGCGGAGUGCUUUGCCCAAGAACCCCAGUGAUGAAGAUGUGCUGAGGGACCUUCUGAUUCAAGAGCUGGUGGCCUGGAUGGUGGACCAAACAUCGCUCUGCCGACUCAGGUAG